ACGCUCCCUGGGAGGAAGAUCCCAGCCCACCCCCCAGCCCCGAUGACGACGACACCUCCUCCAUGGAGGACGAUGCCUCCACCUCCAUGGAGGUGGACGAUGAUGAUGAUGAUGACGAUGAUGAUGAUGAUGACGAUGAUGAUGACGACGACGGCGGAGAAGCCCCCGCUCUCCUGGACGUGCCCGGAGCCCAAAGUCCAAGGGUUUCCGGGGCCCCAACUUCAAGACGUCGAAUGUGGGGAGCCACCACGUCCAGGAGGCAGUCAGGUAUUUUUAACCCUCCUUUUGCUCCAUCAGACUCCCCAGCGCCGGAAGGAGGCCGCACAGAGGACGCAGCCCCUGACACGCCCGUCUGCCCGGUGAUCAUCACGGUGACUCAACCGACUCCGCCCGAGGAGGGAUUUACCGAGCAGAACGGGGCUCAGGAGGAGGAGGUGGAUGAGCAGCGCGAGCCGGACGACGACGACCCAGGGAGGGACGGAUCAACGGACGCUGCCCUGCACGCCGAUCCCGCGGACCCCCCGCCCGACGACGACGACGACGAGGACGACUCGUCUCCACCGAGUCCUCCCCCGCCGCCGCCUUCGUCGGGCUUGGGGGCCCGAGGGACCCGCGUGCGCCGGCAGGUGCAACUUUACCAGGCGCCCGCCGACUCCCUGCGCCGCCGCCCCCGGCUCCCGCCUCCCAGCCGCCGCCCCCGCCGUCGUGGAGACGUGCGGGAUAUCCGCAGGGUGCGGCCCUCCCCGAGUCCGCCUUCCAGCGACUGA
Messenger RNA from Uloborus diversus, 767 nucleotides. RefSeq names its product nucleolin-like. Lineage: Eukaryota; Metazoa; Arthropoda; Arachnida; Araneae; Uloboridae. The record is from RefSeq and is a predicted model, not a curated record. The transcript has a single exon. The annotation marks the transcript as partial.